GAAGCGUCUUCUCGUCCUGCCCGUGUGUGUUGUUUCUUACAGUGUGCGCUGGGACGGGCUGACUGUGUGUGUGUGUGUGUGUGUGUGUGUAUAAAUGUCACAGUGUGAUGAAACCUUCACUCGUUGACUUCAUGAUGAAGAUCCUUCUGCUCCUCGCUCUCCUCACAGGCAGUGAAGGCAGCUCUGUAGUUGUGGGUGUCCUCGGCGGAGACGUCACUCUGCCGUGUGCAUACGACUCCGGUCGCUACGGGCGGCUGUCGGUGUGCUGGGGUCGAGGGUCGAUACCGGCCUCGGGCUGCGGAGACCAGCUCGUCUCCACCGAUGGACACGAGGCGGCCGGACCGUCCGGCAGGCAUCGGCUGCUCGGGCGACUGGAGGACGGAGACGUCUCCAUGACGAUCCUGAACGUCUCACGGGCGGACGCCGGGCGCUACGGGUGCAGAGUGGACAUACCCGGCUGGUUCAACGACGACAAGCAUCACUUUGACGUGGACGUUGAGGAAGCUCCACAGACAACGACGUCGAUGACGUCAACAGGAGAGACGACUACUACGAACCGAGACACCACAGGUACAACGCAGAGUACAACGGGUACAACGCAUACAACAGAUACAACGCAGAGUACAACAGGUACAACGCAUACAACAGGUCAUGUGACCUCAACCCAGCGCCUCCCAACUUCCUCCUCCAGCGGCGCCGAGGGCAGCAGCAGUGUCAGUGUGGUUCUGGUGUGCGUUCUGCUCGGGUUGGCGUCUCUGGUUGCAGCGGCCGUCUUCGUCAUCGCUCUCAGGAGGACCCGACCGGGCAAAAUCUCUCGGCCGCUGGUCUUCUCCUCGCUGGCUUUCAGGUCUCCUUCGUCCAGAGAGCCUGCAGUGGAGAACGUCUACCAGAUGGAGGCCGACGGAGGCGAGUACGAGUACUGCCCCUGACCCACCAAGCUCCGCCCCUGACCCGAUGACCCCUGGAGCAUCACUUUGUAGCUUCUACCCAUGAUGCAGCAUUCUGCACAGACUGUUUGACUUGGAGCUCUUCAGAGUAGCACCCAAAGACUGAGGUGUGACAUUCAGGAGGGCCUCCAUGGUCCUUCUCCUCCCCCUUUACUUCCCCUUUGCGCGGGUGCUGCUUCCACUGCUGCCUCCUCCUCUGAUCUGGAAUAUGCAGCUUCCACAAUUUAUAGAGAUGCUUCUCUUGCGGCCGGAUCAUCUUUAAUGAUGGCAGUGGCGUCUUAACUAGUUUUUAACUAGUUUUAGAGCUAAUGUUAUCCAUAUUUGGGGGAGAUGAAAAGUGAGCUGAGGUCCUUUUGCCCUGCUAACAUUUGAGAAGAUGCAAAUUACCAGACAAAAAUAAUAUAUAUUAUCUCAAUAUAGUCUAAAUGUAUUAAAACUGGAUUGGUUUUAGAGAAUAAAAUGAUAUGGUACUUCAUGAAUUUAUAUAAACUAGUCUAUACAGAUUCAUAUACUAAAAUAUUCAUGUCAUUGACCCAUAUUCAUCUUUAUAUAUAUAAUAUACGAAAGUGUGUGUGUAUCCAUACAUCUAUAAAAUGUGGCAGAAAUGUAAUUAAAACAAACCACAAUUCCUUCUUCA
Gasterosteus aculeatus aculeatus (three-spined stickleback) is the source of this 1584-nucleotide messenger RNA. NCBI's taxonomy places the organism in Eukaryota, Metazoa, Chordata, Actinopteri, Perciformes, Gasterosteidae. The record is from RefSeq and is a predicted model, not a curated record.